AUGAAGAAAGAAAUUAAAUACUUGGGGAUGUUGAUCGGCCGGAAGUUAUUGUUCAAGGCGCACAUAUGCGAAGCCUCCGCGAAAUCAGAGAGGACAGCGAACCAGCUUGGGCGCCUGAUGUCCAAUAUCGGUGGCCCGAAACAGCUGAGAAGGAGGCUGUAUGUAGCAGUGACACAGUCUGUGUUGUUGUAUGGCGCCCCUUCCUGGGCCUACACGCUAGAAUACGUACCCAGCAACGUAGAGCAGAUAAACCGUGUACAGCGCAAAGCUCUUCUUAGAAGCAUAUGCGCGUACCGUACGGUGUCAGAACCGCAGCAAACAUCUUAUCUGACCACGGAGGCGUGGCGCAAGCGCAUAGAGGAAUCUAAAACUGGAAGCUGGACCAAGCUCCUGAUAUCUGACAUUGAGUCGUGGUGUAGCAGGCGGCACGGAUGCCUGGACUUCCAUGUCACCCAGUUGCUAUCUGGACACGGCUGCUUCGGGCAGUACCUGCAUAAGAUCGGCAAAGAAGAGUAUAGCAAGUGUCAUCACUGCCAGGAUGAGAAUGACACGGCAGAGUACACGCUCUUUGAAUGUCCAGUGUGGGACGAAGAUAGGAGGGAGCUGACAAGCGUGUCUGAUUUUGGAGUGGCACUGAAUCGAGGAAACAUCGUCCCGUUUAUGCUGUUUAAUCUGCAAAGGUGGGAAGCUCUUGCAAUGUAUGCACGAAGGGUUCUCUCCGCCAAGGAAGUUGCUGAACGGGAGAGAGAAAAGGAGGGUGGCCCUCGCGACAGAAGAUUAAGAUUUAAGAUAACGUAG
Molecule: messenger RNA, 798 nt
Organism: Rhopalosiphum padi (bird cherry-oat aphid)
Lineage: Eukaryota; Metazoa; Arthropoda; Insecta; Hemiptera; Aphididae
Exons: 2
Coding region: 1-798 (265 amino acids)
Source: RefSeq, a predicted model, not a curated record